Molecule: messenger RNA, 5802 nt
Organism: Pristis pectinata (smalltooth sawfish)
Lineage: Eukaryota; Metazoa; Chordata; Chondrichthyes; Rhinopristiformes; Pristidae
Gene: cnksr2a
Product: connector enhancer of kinase suppressor of Ras 2a
Exons: 23
Coding region: 432-3554 (1040 amino acids)
Biological process (GO): regulation of signal transduction
Cellular component (GO): cytoplasm; membrane
Molecular function (GO): protein binding
Source: RefSeq, a predicted model, not a curated record
GCAAACUCGCGUUGCUGACAGACGCUGCAUUCCAGCGCACUGCACUUAGCACAGUUCACACAGACCUCGACCCACCUCCCUCCCUCCCCCCACCCCUCCUACCCAGCAAGAAAAGCACUUUUCAUUCUCUGACAAUUCAAUGCAAAAUAUUUUUUUUACAAAACCCUGCAAGGACUAUUUUGAUGGUGGUAAUUACUCGCAACAAGCAAACUUACAGGAGAAAGCCAAAAGCCUGAGGAAAGACGGAGAGAGGGAGGAAGAGAAAAAACGUUUUGCAGGGCGAAGCGGCGACUGACAAUCUGAGGCAGAGAGGAUUCCACGGGCACGAGGGCGGAGAGCAAGUGACAGAACGCUCCGGGCUACGUUCGAAGCGAGCCCCGCGUGCCGUUUAUAUUGUAUCUGUUUGUUUCCCCGGGAGACGAAAGUUCUUCAUGGCUCUCAUCAUGGAACCUGUUAGUAAAUGGACCCCGAGCCAAGUGGUGGACUGGAUGAAAGGCCUUGAUGAUUGCCUGCAGCAAUACAUAAAGAACUUUGAGAGAGAAAAAAUCAGUGGAGAUCAGCUUCUGCGUAUUACUCACCAGGAACUAGACGAGCUUGGCGUCACACGUAUUGGCCACCAGGAACUUAUCCUAGAGGCAGUAGACCUGUUGUGUGCUUUGAACUAUGGGCUUGAAACGGAGAACCUUAAAACACUAUCCCACAAACUGAAUGCAUCUGCCAAAAAUCUUCAGAAUUUUAUAACUGGUCGGAGGAGGAGUGGACACUAUGAUGGAAGGUCCUCCAGGAGGUUGCCUAAUGAUUUCCUGACAUCAGUGGUGGAUCUUAUAGGUGCAGCUAAAAGCUUACUGGCAUGGCUGGACAGAUCUCCAUUUGCCGCUGUGACAGACUAUUCAGUUACUAGAAACAAUGUCAUUCAGCUCUGCCUGGAACUGACUACUAUUGUACAACAAGACUGUACUGUCUAUGAAACUGAAAACAAGAUUCUUCAUGUAUGUAAAACCCUGUCAGGAGUCUGUGACCACAUUAUCUCUCUCUCUUCUGAUCCACUGGUUUCACAGUCUGCUCAUUUGGAGGUCAUUCAGCUGACAAACAUCAAACCCAGCGAAGGCUUGGGCAUGUAUAUCAAAUCAACAUAUGAUGGUCUACACGUAAUCACUGGAACAACUGAAAAUUCUCCUGCGGAUCGGUGCAAGAAAAUCCAUGCUGGGGAUGAAGUGAUUCAGGUCAAUCAUCAAACUGUGGUAGGUUGGCAGUUGAAAAACCUGGUAAAUGCACUUCGAGAAGAUCCCAGUGGGGUUAUCUUAACCUUAAAGAAACGACCUCAGAGCAUGCUCACCUCUGCACCUGCUUUGCUUAAGAAUAUGAGAUGGAAACCUCUUGCACUGCAGCCAAUCAUCCCGAAAAGUCCAACUGGGAGUGUUGCCACGCCAACUGGUACUCUCAGUACACCUACAAAGCGAGAUAGUUCUGCACUACAGGACCUUUACAUUCCCCCUCCUCCGACAGAACCGUACACUCCCAGAAGGCUGGGAGGUUCCAGUAUCUCUAGAAUUAACAGGGAUGAAAAAGGCAACCUUCCCAUUGAGGAGCCCAGCAGACAUAUCUUAGGCAAACCAGUGCACAAGGGAUCGGAGUCUCCUAAUUCUUUCCUGGAUCAGGAAUAUCGGAAACGUUUCACCGUGAUUGAGGGCGAUGCAAUGAUUCUCAGCUAUGAUUACGACACAACCAGAUCAAGUGUUCCAGGCAGAAGAGAAAAUACUCUGACUUAUGGCAAACUCAGGCCGAUUUCCAUGCCAGUCGAAUACAGCUGGGUAGGAGAAUACGAAGAUUCCAACAGACCCAAAAGGGAUGGACGAAGAGAAAGCUCGCUAAUGAGGUACAUGAGUGAUGAUAAGAUCCCUAUCAUUCAAGAGGAGUAUUUAGUUAAAAGAGACACGGGCAAAAGAUCCAGAAAGAAGAGUGACAAGUUAGGCAGUCCUAAUCAUCCCAUCAGCCAUUAUGCCCUGCCAACACCGGUACAUCUAGAUGCUGUUCGACAGGACUCCCUGAGUACACCUCUGCCAGAAACCAACACCAUCACUCUUUAUCACACGUUUCAGCAAUCCUUGGGACAGAAGUCCAAAAAAAGGAACAAAGGUACUGUGACAGCCAUGAGCAGGAGAAGAAUUUCUUGCAAGGACCUUGGCCGUGGAGACUGUGAAGGGUGGUUAUGGAAGAAGAAGGAUGCCAAGAGUUACUUUUCACAGAAGUGGAAAAAGUAUUGGGUUGUGCUGAAAGACGUCUCACUGUACUGGUAUAUGAAUGAAGAAGAUGAGAAGGCUGAGGGAUUUAUCUGCCUGUCAGAGUUCAAAAUUGACAGAGCGAGUGAAUGUCGGAAGAAGUAUGCAUUCAAAGCAUGCCAUCCCAAGAUUAAAAGCUUUUACUUUGCAGCAGAUAAUAUGGAUGAUAUGAACAGGUGGCUAAGCAGACUUGGCUUAGCUACAGUGGGAUAUGCAGAAAAAGAACAACGACUCAGACAAGAUCAAGAUUAUUGGAGUGAAAGUGAACAAGAUGAUGCAGACACACCAUCAACACCCAAGCAAGAGAGUCCACCACCUCCUUAUGACACCUACCCUCGACCGCCUUCAGUGAACUGUGCUAGUCCAUAUCUUGAACCUAAACAUAACAGACUGUCCUCAACGGAGACCUCUCAUUCACAUUCGUCCCAUGAGGAAUUCCGGCCAGAACCUUCAGGAGGUACAGAAUCACCUGCUCGUAAACCAGGGGCUUGGGAACGCCGCUCAUGGCAGGAUCUAAUAGAGACUCCACUGACCAGCUCAGGGCUGCACUAUCUCCAGACUCUUCCUCUUGAGGAUUCUGUGUUUUGUGAAGCAGGCUUACCAACACCAGAACAUCGGAGACAGUCAACUCUACCAGCACAGCGGUGCCAGAUCCAGGAUCACUAUGGACCUUUCCCAUUAGCAGAGGGCGAGCGCUGGCCAGGGAUCAAUGUUGGAGGGGGUAAACCACGCAGUUUCACACUACCUCGAGAUGGUGGAUUCAGUCAUUCCUGUCAGAGCUCGUCAAUCUGUCUCCCUGGAGCUCAGGCUGAAUUGGUUCAGAAGCAAGAAAUCGAAGAGGAAAAGCAAGAGGAUAAAGAACCCGCGCCAGAGGAAACAGGGGACUCUUUGCAGGAUUUGUACAAGGCGCUGGAGAACGCCAGUGUGUCUCCUUUAGGAGAGCAUCGCCUUUCCACCAAACAGGAGUUCAAGAGGUCUUUCCAAAAGAGAUGUGACAAUCCAGUCAUAAAUGAAAAAUUGCACAAGCUUAGAAUUCUAAAGAGCACAAUUAAGGCAAAAGAAGGAGAAGUCGCGAUUAUAGACAAGAUCCUAGACAAUCCUAGCUUGACAUCCAAAGAAUUCCAAGAAUGGAAACAAACCUAUGUAGAGCUUUUCAUGGAUAUCUGUCAGAACAAUGGAGCCGCAGAAUCAGUAAAUGGUGCCAGUGAACAAGCUGCACCUACCCCGACGCCACCUUUGAUGCACACCCACUCAUACAUUGAAACCCACGUUUGAAUAGUUUGUAGGCAGGCCUUGUAUAAAUGUAAUAAUUUUCAACUGCUUAUUUCAUACUGGUGAGUAAUGACGUGAGUAUUUUGUUUGUAUGGAGACUCCAGUUUCAUUCAGAUGUUUGUUGGCUUUGAAUUAGAUUCUGGGGACUUGAGCAGAUCUUUUAGUUUGAAGGGGCAUUGUUGUCUUUGCAAGAUAAUUGGGAAUACAAUUUCCCUUCGUCUGAUUGGAUGUUCUAAUAUUGCCAUGGGGGUCAUGAAAACAUUGUUGUGUGAUUUUUAUUGUGAUGUGUCAAUGAUGAAAAUGACACUAUUGUUUUAAGAUGUCUCCUAUACAAAUAUAUAAUGGCAAAUAUAUACAUUCAAAUGUAAUGAUUACAUUAGCACAAAAAUGAGCCGAGGAGCAAAUGAGGUUCAUAGAUUUGAUUUGAUGUUUCUUUCAUUUGCUCCAACAUAUUGCACUUGAUUCUUUGAACAAACGCAGUUGAAUACAAGGAGGUGAAUAAGAAUGGCUCUCUUUGUGGCUUCAUGUCCCCUAUAGCCCACUUACAUCAAGCAUUUCCAAACGUUGCCACCACCAGUGAAUUGUGUCCCCAGAACACAAUAAGGCCAAUUUUACUUCUGUUCACCUGGCUGAUCAAGGCAGCAGUUGUCCGAAAAUCAGAGCACUGCAGUCCCAGCUCUGAUCCCUCCACACUCCCCAGGAAGUGUUCACAACACCCAUAUGAAACAUGGAGAAACUUGAGGUUCUAAAGUGUACGCAGAACACGGAAUGCUUUUACAGAAUGUUUUUUAAGUGGGAGAUCAGUGCUGCUCCAUCCAUAUUGUCAAAGGAAAAAUACUAAAGGUCAAGCAAGAUCUGACUCAGAAAAUGCCUCUUGGCCAACAGGAAGGGAGUUGGGGAAAAAAAGCUGCUCUUUAACUUUCUGAGGUUUUCCAGGAUAGCCUCCCCACCCCAUCAUCUCUAAUCCCAGGGUGCUGACUGUCUGCAAUUUCUCACCUUUCCAGAGUCAGCGGGCUGCAUCGGAGCACCUGCAGCUCACCAGCAGAAUGUAAAUAAAGGCUCUGCCUCUGCAUCAUUUGGUUUUGUGCCGGCAACACCUCACACUGGCCAACUGUGCUCCACCCAUGGUUUGAUAGUCCAUUGCCUGCCCACAGUCUGCCCAGUGCUCUUCUGCUACCUUCCUUCUGCCUGCCUGCACUUUUCCCCACUGAUCUCCAGCUCUUUGGCCUCCAAUCUGCCCAGUCCUUCCUGCUUCCUGCCCAGUCCCUGCCUGCGCUCCACCAUCUGCAUUCCUGCACUGUGAAUUUCCAGGCUGCACUCUCCAUACUGCCCUCCUGCUCUUCGCUCAUUGCCUUUCCAUCCUCCGACUUAGGUGAAAAUUGGCCUUAGUGUGCUUAUUGUAAUAAACUUAUGAAUGCCCUUGAAAGAAUAAGCCUUGAAUGAAAUUGUCUUCAAGCUGCAAUCAUCACCAACUGAAUUAUGAUUGCAGAAUAUGGAUGUGUGAUCUGUACUUUAAAACAACAUAAUAACUUUCAGCAAUUUUGUAAAACUUUCACAAUCCUGCAAAAAGUAUUUCAGUUUUUCUGACUGUUUCGUAACUGCCUAUUUCUGUUCCAUUUGCAUCCCCAAGUCACUCUGCCCUUUGGUACAACUGCCCCAGUCCACCAACCAAGCCAACCUUUGACCCUCAAAACUAUCUCUUUAACAAAAUCUGUUAUUUCCUGGUGAUGGUUUAUAAUCCUUGCAUAAUAUGAUCAGUUGUUUGCAGACUCAUCCAAUUCUCAUUUAUUUCUUGUGAGAUAGAAGGAAGCCAUUUAGUCCACCAAGUCUAUGCCAGCUCUCAGAGCUGCAUCAUUAGUUUCUUUCCCCACUUAUUUCCCUGUAAUCUAUUCUCUCUCACAUGCUCAUUAGUUUCCCCCACCACCCCAACCCCCAAUUCUUCCGCUACCGACCAAUACUAGGGGGAAUUUAUAGUGGCCAAGUCACCUACCAACCAGCAUGAUACAGGAAAAUGUGCAAACUCCACACAGACAACACCCAUGGUCAGGAUUGAACCCACGUGACUGGGGCUGUGCAAUCGCAGCACUACUUGCUGCACCAAUGUGCUGCCCCACUUCAAGCACAUGCAGUUUUAAAAUGGACCCAACACUGGUAAAAUUACCACCCUGCAGCAGUGGAUUAGCCCUGCAUCUUUGAAAUUGGGAAAUGCAGCAAGAAUGGUCAUUUCCAGCCCCAUUCACCUUACCUAACC